UCGAAAGAGUGGCGCUGGGGCCGCCGCGGUGCAUGCCGGUCGCCGUAGUCCUGGAGGGAGUCCGUGGCUGCGCUCCGCCUCGUCCGCGAAGACGGAAGCCUGGAGAGAACCGGAGAGGAGCGGCGGCGGCGGGAGAGGCGCUGCUCUGGCGGAGAUGGGGGACUCCAAAGUGAAGGUGGCCGUGCGGGUCCGGCCCAUGAACAGGAGGGAAAUAGACCUGCAUACGAAAUGCGUGGUGGAUGUGGACGAAAACAAAGUUAUCCUUUAUCCCGUGAACAGUAACCUUUCGAAAGGAGAUGCCAGGAGCCAACCCAAGGUGUUUGCCUACGAUCACUGCUUCUGGUCUAUGGACGAAGCUGUCAAGGAAAAAUAUGCAGGCCAAGACGUUGUUUUCAAGUGCCUUGGAGAGAACAUUCUCCAGAAUGCUUUUGAAGGCUACAACGCGUGCAUCUUUGCCUAUGGACAGACCGGGUCCGGAAAGUCGUAUACCAUGAUGGGCACAGCUGACCAGCCUGGACUAAUCCCUCGCCUGUGCAGCACCCUCUUCGAAAGAGCCCAGAAAGAGGAGAACGAAGAGCAGAGUUUCAAAGUGGAGGUUUCCUACAUGGAGAUUUACAACGAGAAAGUCCGGGACCUCCUGGACCCAAAGGGGAGUCGACAGUCUUUGAAAGUAAGAGAGCACAGCGUUUAUGGACCUUACGUGGAUGGGCUUUCCAAACUGGCUGUUGCCUGUUACAAGGACAUAGAGUCUCUGAUGUCCGAAGGCAACAAAUCUCGGACGGUCGCUGCCACCAACAUGAACGAAGAGAGCAGCCGAUCCCACGCCGUCUUCAAGAUUAUCCUCACGCACACAUUGUACGAUGCAAAGUCGGGGACGUCUGGCGAGAAGGUGGGCAAGCUGAGCUUGGUCGACCUGGCAGGCAGCGAAAGAGCCACCAAGACCGGGGCUGCGGGGGACCGGCUGAAGGAAGGAAGCAACAUCAACAAGUCCCUCACGACUCUCGGGUUGGUCAUUUCUGCCCUCGCGGAUCAGGCCGCCGGGAAAAAUAAGAACAAGUUUGUCCCGUACCGCGACUCAGUGCUCACCUGGCUCCUCAAAGACAGCCUCGGCGGCAACAGCAAGACCGCUAUGGUCGCUACGGUGAGCCCCGCGGCAGAUAAUUACGACGAGACCCUUUCCACUUUGCGGUACGCCGACCGGGCCAAGAACAUCGUCAACCACGCCGUGGUGAAUGAAGACCCCAAUGCCCGGAUCAUCCGGGAACUGCGGGAGGAAGUGGAGAAACUCAGGGAACAGCUCACCAAAGCAGAGGCUAUGAAGUCUCCAGAACUGAAGGACCGCUUGGAGGAGUCUGAGAAACUUAUCCAGGAGAUGACUGUGACCUGGGAGGAGAAACUGAGGAAAACGGAGGAGAUCGCACAGGAGCGGCAGAAACAGCUCGAAAGCCUCGGCAUCUCUCUCCAGUCUUCUGGGAUCAAGGUUGGCGAUAACAAGUGCUUCCUGGUGAAUCUGAACGCGGAUCCCGCUCUCAAUGAGCUCCUGGUCUACUACUUAAAGGAGCACACAUUGAUUGGGUCAGAUAACUCCCAAGACAUCCAGCUUUGUGGCAUGGGCAUUCUGCCUGAGCACUGUAUAAUUGACAUCACCUUGGACGGUCAAGUUAUGCUGACACCCCAGAAGAAUACUAGGACCUUCGUCAAUGGCACAGCUGUGACGGGCCCCACCCAGCUGCACCACGGAGACAGGAUUCUGUGGGGAAACAAUCAUUUUUUCAGGCUGAAUUUGCCGAAAAAGAAAAAGAAGUCGGAAGCCGAGGACGACGACAAAGACAAUUCAAUGAAAGGAAGCAACAGUUCAGAGCAGCUGGAUUUGGACGGGGACAGCUCCAGCGAGGUUUCCAGCGAGAUUAACUUCAGCUACGAAUAUGCGCAGAUGGAGGUCACCAUGAAAGCUCUGGGUGGCAACGAUCCCAUGCAGUCGAUUCUGCAAAGCCUGGAGCAGCAGCACGAGGAGGAGAAGCGGACCGCGCUGGAGCGGCAGAGGCUGAUGUACGAGCACGAGCUGGAGCAGCUCCGGAGGCGCCUGUCCCCCGAGAAGCAGCACUUCCGCACCAUGGACAGGUUCUCCUGGCAUUCUCCCAAUGCUCAGCAGCGACUUCGGCAGUGGGCGGAAGAGAGGGAGGAGAUGCUCACCCACAGCCUGAGGAAGCUGAGGGAGCAGAUUAUGAAGGCCAACUUGUACGUGAGAGAAGCCAGCUUCAUCGCCGAAGAGAUGGACAAACGGACAGAGUACAAAGUCACCCUGCAGAUCCCAGCUUCCAGCCUUAAUGCAAACAGAAAGCGAGGUGCCGUCCUUAGUGAGCCGGCCAUCCAAGUUCGGAGGAAAGGGAAAGGCAAGCAGAUCUGGUCCUUGGAGAAGCUGGAGAAUCGGCUGGUCGACAUGAGGGACCUCUAUCAAGAAUGGAAGGACUGCGAGGAAGACAACCUGGUCAUGAGGUCGUACUUCCGGCGAGCGGAUCCUUUUUAUGACGAGCAGGAGAACCACAGUCUCAUCGGCGUGGCAAACGUCUUCCUCGAGUCCCUCUUUUACGAUGUGAAGCUGCAGUACGCUGUGCCCAUCAUCAAUCAGAAAGGAGAGGUGGCUGGACGCCUCCACGUCGAAGUCGUGCGAGUGAGUGGGGAGAUUGGGGAGCGCAUCGCAGGAGGCGAGGACGGCAUGGAAGGAAUUGGUGAGAACGACCUGCAGGAGCACAAGUUGGCGUGCAUGAUCAAAAUCCUUCAAGCUACUGGCUUGCCGCAGCACCUCUCCAACUUCGUCUUCUGCAAAUAUUCCUUCUGGGAUCAGCUGGAACCUGUGACGGUGGCCCCGGAAGUGGACCCCUCUCUAUCUCCCAUCAGCAAGGAGCCACGGGGCAUGGUGGUCUUCGAUCACUGCAAUGAAUUCUCCGUCAACAUCACUGAAGAUUUCAUGGAGUACCUUUCGGACGGUGCUUUGGCCAUCGAAGUUUAUGGGCACAAGGCGUGCGACCCCCGCAAAAACCCGGCGCUGUGGGAUUUGGGGAUCAUCCAGGCCAAAACGCGAAGCCUCCGAGACAGGUGGAGCGAAGUCACUCGCAAAGUGGAGCUGUGGGUUCAGAUUCUGGAGCUGAAUGAGAACGGAGAAUACUGCCCGGUGGAGGUGAUUCCGGCAAAAGAUGUACACACAGGGGGCAUCUUUCAACUCAGGCAGGGCCAGUCGCACCGAAUUCAAGUGGAAGUGAAGUCGGUGCAGGAAUCGGGCACGUUGCCUCUGAUGGAAGAGUCCAUCCUCUCGGUCGGAGUGGGCUGUGUUCAGAUCAGGCACGCCAGGUCUCCGAAAGGCCACGAGAUGCAUCAGGAAGAAGACGACGACAUGGACAGCUACCAGGACAGAGACCUGGAGAGGCUGCGUCGGAAAUGGCUGAACACGCUUACGAAACGCCAGGAGUAUUUAGAUCAGCAGCUGCAGAAACUGGUUGGGAAGCCUGACAAAACAGAAGACGACACGGACCGGGAAGCCCAACUGCUGGAGAUGAGGCUGACCCUUACGGAAGAAAGGAACGCGGUCAUGGUGCCUUCCGCUGGGAGCGGGAUUCCGGGAUCGCCUGCGGAGUGGACCCCUGUGCCAGGUAUGGAGACGCACAUCCCAGUCAUCUUCCUUGAUUUAAACGCGGAUGACUUCAGCUCUCAGGAUAACCUCGACGAGCCAGAAGCUGGCGGCUGGGACGCCACCCUGGUCGCCGAAGACGAGGACGAAUUCUUCGAGCUGCAGAUUGUGAAGCACCACGAGAGCGAGGUGAAGGCUGAAGCUUCCUGGGACUCCACAGUCCACAACUGCGCACAGCUCAGCAGAGGAACAGCCACCGAGCAGAGGGUCUUCCUGAUUGUCCGAGUGACGGUACAGCUCAGCCACCCGGCCGAGAUGCAGCUGGUCCUCCGCAAGCGGAUUUGCGUCAGCGUCUACGGCAAGCAGGGUUUUGCUCAGAGUUUCCUGAGAAGAAUGUCUUACCGAAGUUCCGUUCCUGGUUGCGGAGUCACCUUUGAAAUCGUCUCAAAUAUCCCAGAGGAUGCCCAGGGUGCAGAGGAGAGGGAGGCCCUGGCGAGAAUGGCCGCCAACGUUGAGAACGCAGCUUCAGCCGAUUCGGAAGCCCGGAUAGAGAAGUACCUUCGGAGUGUCCUGGCCGUUGAGAAUAUCCUUACCUUGGACCGGCUGCGUCAGGAGGUUGCGGUGAAGGAACAGCUAACGGGCAAAGGAAAGCUGUACCGAAAGAGCCUCAGCUCGCCCAACGUCAACCGACUCUCCGGAAGUCGCCAGGAUCUGAACCCGCCGUACAGCCUCGCAACUUACAAAAGUCGUUGGGAAAGCCAGCAAGACGUAUCACAAAGUUCAGUGCAUUCCAACAGGACCAGGUCAGGCCUCUCGGACUCUCCACAGCAGAACGGUUCUGCAGACCCAGGACUUGGUAGUCUGGCAGCAUCCUACUUGAAUCCUGUGAAGUCCUUCGUGCCUCAGAUGCCAAAGCUGCUUAAAUCCCUGUUUCCUGUACGGGAUGAAAAAAAGGGCCGGCAACUGUCUCCAUUGGCACAGCAGCCUGUCCCGAGAAUUAUGGUUCAGUCUGCCAGCGUUGAUGCCACCGCAGCAAAAGCGAAGCAGGUCUCCCAAGGGGAAGGCGCCAAGGAGCCCUUCGAGGUGGCUGCGCAGUUGACGGAGCCGGAGCAGACCCCCGAAAGGCCCCCCAAAGUGCCUCCGCAGCCGCCCACGGCCGACAUCCAGGCGCAGGACUCCCAGGACGGUCCGCCCAGCCCCCUGAGCGAGGCGUCCAGCGGCUAUUUCUCCCACAGCGUUUCCACGGCCACCCUUUCCGAGGCGCUCGCCCCGGGGAACGACACCCAGCUCCCGGCCAGCGGGCAGACGCCCACCGCGAGUGAUGCGAUGCAGCCCGCUCCGGCCGCCCAGACGGGGGUGAAACCGUGUCUCGCCUCCUCUCCCGAGCCUUGCUUCCCUCCUCUAGCGAGAGAUGACCCAGUCACCCCCGGCCUUAACAAAACGGAUCAGGCAAGAACUAAGGGUGGUGGAGACGGAAGGCACAGUGACAGCACCUCGAAGCUAAAUCCCGUGGCCUCUUCCGCAGCUCCGAGCGAGGACAGCCCUCCUUCCUCCUCCCCGUCAAAGAACGACUUGCACGCGACACAGCAGCCUAGCGCUUCCCCAGCUCGGAGCCCCCCUUUGGCAACCAAAUCUCUCCCCGACGCAGGGCUUUCCAGGUCUCCUGUUCCUGCCGAGCCAUCGCCUCAGCCCGGCAUCGCGAGCUCCCCGUUCAAAAUCCAGAGAGUCCGGACGUCGGAGCUGAGGUCCUUCUCCAGCAUGCUGGGAGGAGAGCCGGGGGGGUUCUCAAGUUCCGAGGAGGCGGGAGAGGAGAGUGAGGGGCGGAGCCUGCAAAGCCCCGCCCAGAACAAUGGCACAGCGGCCAGCACCUCCGAGGAGAAGCCGGACGCUGCGUCCGACUCGGAAGAAACCAACGAAGUCCCGGAUUGGCUGAAGGAGGGCGAAUACGUGACCGUCGGUACGAAUAAGACCGGGACCGUGAGAUACGUUGGGCCGACCGACUUCCAGGAGGGCACCUGGGUGGGAGUUGAGUUAGAUAUGCCAUCAGGCAAGAACGACGGUUCGAUCGGAGGGCGGCAAUACUUCAAGUGCAAUCCGGGCUAUGGUCUCCUCGUGAAGCCGAGCCGGGUCAAGAAAGCCACGGGGCCGGCUAGGCGGCGGAGCGCAGGGACGAGACUGCAGGGCGGGGGGACCUCCGAGCAGCGCAAGAGCGGCACCUUCUCGGGCUCAACCUCCAACCUCGCUUCCCUGACCGCCUUGGCCAAAGCUGAAAAGACCCCCAAGAACGCAGAGAACCGGAAGUCGUGGGCCAACUGAGCGGGGCGCCGUCCGGACACUGCCUUGCGAGAAUCUGACACUUCCUUGCAAGCGGCCUUACUUUGCACAACUAAACAAUGCCGGGGGGGGGCAGUCGGGGAGUUGCAGGGCCCCGGGGUGUGUGUGCAUUCGUUCUUUCCUUGGGUCGCCGGUUGAAUUCUUGCCAUGAAGGGGUAUCGGCAUGCCACUCCUGAUGCAAAUGGCGACCCUUUUUCCAUCCCUCUCUUCACCCCCUGCCAGGUGAGGUUCAAGAAAAAUCCAACCACAGUCGUGACUGCACAGAUUUCCAGCCCUCCUGCAAGAGGCAAUGUUCACAGAGCCUCUUUUUAAGGAAAUGCACUGUUUCUCGGGGCCUCAUCCUUAAACCACGGGAGACAGAAGAAGAGACUUGUGUGUCCUGGCGGAUGGCGACCUCUGAGUGCCUGCCUUGAGUAUUACUCUCUGGUAUUUUUGUCACUCUUGCCGGCAUCGCUGGGAAGGUAUCGCCCCUGGCUGCACUGGGACGUGGCUUUUUGGGGCUAGCCAGUUGGGUGGUGGGUUGUUCCCCCCCCCAAAAAAAAUUGCCUGAAUCUUUAAAAGCAAAGACACCUUACAUCUAGCUGACGAAACUGCUCUAGUGCUUUUUCUAUUUAAAGGAGAAAAUGAGACUGCGGGGAGGUCUGCUUUUCCCUGAGAUCCUGCUUGGGUUUUUAGAAUUUAUUAUUUCAGCAUGCCCUCCGGUGCUACUGUAUUUAUGAAACCAGUUUCCAGUACGGUUGGUUAAAAGUUUGGUCUCGGGGGACUUUCCUCCUUUGCGGCAUUGACGUUUAAUCAGUG
This is a messenger RNA of Lacerta agilis (Sand lizard), 6757 nucleotides long. It is a transcript of the gene KIF13B, whose product is annotated as kinesin family member 13B. Gene Ontology annotation, biological process: microtubule-based movement; regulation of protein localization. Gene Ontology annotation, cellular component: adherens junction. Lineage: Eukaryota; Metazoa; Chordata; Lepidosauria; Squamata; Lacertidae. The record is from RefSeq and is a predicted model, not a curated record. Gene Ontology annotation, molecular function: microtubule motor activity; ATP binding; microtubule binding. The transcript has 40 exons. The coding region runs from base 155 to 5941 and encodes 1928 amino acids.